Catharus ustulatus (Swainson's thrush) is the source of this 8921-nucleotide messenger RNA. RefSeq names its product insulin like growth factor 1 receptor (gene IGF1R). The transcript has 21 exons. Gene Ontology annotation, cellular component: membrane; axon; insulin receptor complex. The record is from RefSeq and is a predicted model, not a curated record. Gene Ontology annotation, molecular function: insulin receptor substrate binding; phosphatidylinositol 3-kinase binding; insulin receptor activity. Gene Ontology annotation, biological process: glucose homeostasis; positive regulation of kinase activity; multicellular organism development. Lineage: Eukaryota; Metazoa; Chordata; Aves; Passeriformes; Turdidae. Bases 261 to 4352 code for a protein of 1363 amino acids.
GGUGUGCUUGCUCCGGAAGAUCAACACCCAGGGACCUCAGCAACCCUCCGGUUUGCCGCUCCGAAGGGUCUUGUGUUUUUUUUUUUCCUCUUCCCUUCAUUUCUUGAGGCAACGUGGAUUUAUUUACCCUGCCCCGCUUCUCCUCCGCCGCUCGUUAUUUUUAGAGGACGGGGAGAGGGAAGAAAGCGAACAAUUUUGGACUUCUUUUUGCUUUGUUUUGUUUUCGGAAAGGGGGUUUUUGUCCAAUUAAAGAAAGAGGAAUGAAGUCUGGCGCUGGAGGAGGGUCCCUCGCCGUCGUCUGGGGGUUCCUGCUCGUCUUCGCCGCACUUUGUCUGUGGCCAACAAAUGGGGAAAUUUGCGGGCCAAACGUUGACAUUCGCAACGAUAUCCACGAGCUGAAGCGCCUGGAGAACUGCACGGUGAUCGAGGGCUUCCUGCAGAUCCUGCUCAUCUCCAAAGCCGAGGAUUACCGCAACUUCCGCUUCCCAAAGCUCACUGUCAUCACUGACUAUUUGCUGCUGUUCCGUGUGGCAGGCUUGGAAAGCCUCAGUGAUCUCUUCCCCAACCUCACAGUCAUUCGUGGCAGGAACCUCUUCUACAACUAUGCCUUGGUUAUCUUUGAAAUGACAAAUCUUAAAGAGAUUGGGCUGCACAACUUGAGGAACAUCACCCGCGGGGCCAUCCGGAUCGAGAAGAACUCUGACCUGUGUUACCUCUCCACGGUGGACUGGUCUCUCAUCCUAGAUGCAGUGUCCAAUAACUACAUUGUUGGGAAUAAACCUCCAAAGGAAUGUGGGGACUUGUGUCCAGGAACAAUGGAGGAGAAGCCAUUGUGUGAGAAGACAUCUAUUAACAAUGAGUACAACUACCGCUGCUGGACCACCAACCACUGCCAGAAAAUGUGCCCCAGCUCGUGCGGGAAGCGAGCCUGCACAGACCAAAACGAGUGUUGCCACCCCGAGUGCCUGGGGAGCUGCACGGCGCCCGACAACAACACGGCGUGCGUGGCCUGCCGCAACUACUACUACGAGGGCGUGUGCCUGCCCACCUGUCCCCCCAACACCUACAAGUUCGAGGGCUGGCGCUGUGUCACCAGGGAGUUCUGCUCCAAGGUCCCCGCCACGGACGCCAGCGAGUACGAGAAGUUUGUGAUUCACAACGACGAGUGCAUGGCCGAGUGUCCCUCGGGCUUCAUCCGCAACGGGAGCCAAAGCAUGUUCUGCAGCCCUUGUGAGGGACCUUGCCCCAAAAUCUGUGAGGAUGGAAAAACAAAGACCAUUGACUCGGUCACAUCAGCACAAAUGUUGCAGGGAUGCACAAUUCUCAAGGGAAAUCUGCUGAUCAACAUCCGCCGUGGAAAUAACAUUGCCUCAGAACUGGAGAAUUUCAUGGGUCUGAUUGAGACAGUAACAGGGUAUGUGAAGAUUCGUCAUUCCCAUGCACUGGUCUCCCUGUCUUUCCUGAAGAACCUGCGGUACAUUCUGGGAGAGGAGCAGGUGGAUGGGAAUUAUUCCUUCUACGUGCUUGACAACCACAAUCUUCAGCAGCUGUGGGACUGGAACCAUCAUAACUUGACAAUCAGUGAGGGGAAGAUGUACUUUGCAUUUAAUCCUAAACUGUGUGUUUCUGAGAUUUACCGUAUGGAGGAGGUUUCAGGAACCAAGGGACGACAGAGCAAAGGAGAUAUAAAUCCAAGGAACAAUGGGGAGAGAGCCUCUUGUGAAAGCAAAAUUCUGCAUUUUGUUUCCAACACGACGCUCAAGAAUCGGAUUAAGCUGACAUGGGAGCGGUAUCGCCCUCCGGAUUACAGAGACCUCAUCAGCUUCACUGUUUACUACAAAGAGGCACCAUUCAAAAAUGUGACAGAGUACGAUGGGCAAGAUGCAUGUGGCUCCAACAGCUGGAACAUGGUUGAUGUUGACCUGCCACCAAACAAAGAGAACAAUCCUGGAAUUUUGCUGCAGGGAUUGAAGCCUUGGACUCAGUAUGCCAUUUAUGUCAAGGCUGUUACCCUCACAAUGAUGGAAAAUCAUCAUAUUCAUGGAGCAAAAAGUGAAAUUAUCUAUAUUCGAACCAAUGCUGCAGUGCCAUCCAUUCCCCUGGAUGUUAUUUCAGCAUCCAACUCCUCAUCCCAGCUGAUUGUGAAAUGGAACCCUCCCUCUCUUCCCAAUGGGAACCUCUCCUACUACAUCGUGCGCUGGCAGCAGCAGCCUCAGGACAGUUACCUGUACAGACACAACUACUGCUCCAAAGAUAAAGUCCCAAUUCGAAGGUAUGCUGAUGGGACCAUUGAUACAGAAGAAGCCACUGAGCCCACCAAGCCAGAGGGCUGUGGGGGAGAAAAAGGACCUUGCUGUGCUUGUCCCAAGACAGAGGCAGAAAAGCAAGCGGAGAAGGAGGAAGCAGAGUACCGGAAAGUCUUUGAGAACUUCCUUCAUAACUCCAUCUUUGUCCCCAGGCCUGACCGGAAGCGGAGGGACGUGUUCCGGAUCGCCAACGCCACCCUGGCCACGCGGAGCAGGAACGCCACCGGCACCGAGCACUUCACCAACGCCUCUGACACGGAGGAGAGCGAGGUGGAAUAUCCCUUCUUUGAGACCAAGGUGGAUGGCAAGGAGAGAACUGUGAUCUCCCACCUGCAGCCUUUCACUCUCUACCGCAUCGAUAUUCACAGCUGCAACCACGAGGCCGACACGCUCGGCUGCAGCGCGUCCAACUUCGUGUUUGCCAGAACCAUGCCCUCAGAGGGAGCAGAUAACAUUCCAGGAACAGUAUCAUGGGAAGCAAAAGAGGAAAAUACUGUCUACCUGAAGUGGUUGGAGCCUGCAAAUCCAAAUGGGCUGAUCCUGAUGUAUGAAAUCAAAUAUGGGCAGCACGGCGAGGAGAAGCGGGAAUGUGUUUCCAGACAGGAAUACAAGAAACUUGGAGGAGCUAAACUCACUCACCUGAACCCUGGAAACUAUUCAGCCAGAGUUCAGGCCACUUCCUUAGCUGGGAAUGGGUCCUGGACUGAGCCCAUCUCUUUUUAUGUGCAGCCCAAAUCAGCAAACUAUGGAAACUUCCUGCACUUGGUAAUUGUGCUCCCUAUUGCUCUGCUGCUCAUCCUUGGGGGAUUGCUGAUAAUGCUCUAUGUCUUCAACAAAAAGAGGAACAGUGACAGACUGGGCAAUGGGGUACUUUAUGCUUCUGUGAACCCCGAGUACUUCAGUGCCUCAGAUGUGUAUGUUCCAGACGAGUGGGAGGUGCCCCGGGAGAAGAUCACCAUGUGUCGGGAGCUGGGGCAAGGCUCCUUUGGGAUGGUGUACGAGGGAAUUGCCAAGGGGGUGGUGAAGGAUGAGCCAGAGACCAGGGUGGCCAUCAAGACGGUCAACGAGUCGGCGAGCAUGCGCGAGAGGAUCGAGUUCCUGAACGAGGCCUCGGUGAUGAAGGAGUUCAACUGUCACCAUGUGGUUCGGCUGCUUGGUGUUGUUUCUCAGGGCCAGCCUACACUGGUUAUCAUGGAGCUGAUGACACGUGGGGACCUCAAAAGUUACCUGAGAUCAUUGAGGCCAGACACAGAGAACAACCCUGGGCAGGCGCCCCCAACCCUGAAGAAGAUGAUCCAGAUGGCAGGAGAGAUCGCGGACGGCAUGGCUUAUCUCAACGCCAACAAGUUCGUGCACAGGGACCUCGCCGCCAGGAACUGCAUGGUGGCCGAGGACUUCACUGUCAAAAUUGGAGAUUUUGGCAUGACAAGGGAUAUCUACGAGACGGAUUAUUACCGGAAAGGAGGGAAGGGUUUGCUGCCUGUGCGCUGGAUGUCCCCGGAGUCGCUGAAGGAUGGAGUCUUCACCACGCACUCCGACGUCUGGUCCUUCGGCGUGGUGCUGUGGGAGAUCGCGACGCUGGCGGAGCAGCCGUACCAGGGCAUGACCAACGAGCAGGUGCUGCGCUUCGUCAUGGAAGGGGGGCUGCUGGAAAAGCCUGACAAUUGUCCCGACAUGCUGUUCGAACUGAUGCGCAUGUGCUGGCAGUACAACCCCAAGAUGAGACCCUCCUUCCUGGAAAUCAUCGGUAGCAUCAAAGACGAGCUGGACCCAGCCUUCAAAGAGGUCUCCUUCUUCUACAGUGAGGAGAACAAGCCUCCGGACACAGAGGAGCUUGACCUGGAGACUGAGAACAUGGAGAGCAUUCCUUUAGACCCCUCCUCCACCCUGCAACCCACUGACAAGCACUCAGGACACAAGGCCGAGAACGGCCCCGGCGUGGUGGUGCUGCGGGCCAGCUUCGAGGAGCGGCAGCCGUACGCGCACAUGAACGGCGGCCGCAAGAACGAGAGGGCGCUGCCGCUGCCCCAGUCCUCGGCCUGCUGAUCCCGGAGCCAGAGCCUCGCAGAAACAAAACACACACAAACACAGGCAUUGGGGGAAGAAAGAAAGAAAAUCACAAUAUAUUCAAAAGCCUACUGUACCUCAGUGGAUCUUCAGAACUGCCAUAGCUGCACUUGGGAGAACCCUUUUUUCAGUAAAACAAGUUGCCGUCUUCUUCUUUUUUUUCAAUAUGCAAGCAGAUGUUUGUUUCAGUCAAGGACUCCAGUCAUGGGGCACACAGUUGGCCUUUUAAAACUCUUAAUGUUAACACUUAAUAGCAACAGAAAACUUGAGAUCUGAUGUCUCUCUCUCCUCUCUCUUCUCUCUUCUUUCUCUUUCUUUCUGUCUCUCUUUUUGCUUCAUAAUGGGAAACAUAUCUGCGUGCAAGUUCAACCGUACAGCACUUUUAUCAGAUCAAAGAUAUUGCAGGCCAGGUGGUUCCCAGUACCCCUGCAAGCACCUGCCUAACACUGUAGGUCUUUAUAAAAAAAACCACAAACAAAAAAAACACAAACAAACAAAAAAACCACACACAAAAAAACCCUAAACUAAAAAAGACUGGAUUUUUAAUGUUGCUCUUUAAUCUUUUUAGGAACAUGUAAAAGAAUAAAAAAGGGCCAUCAUUCGUCCAAGGCUGUUACCAUUUUCAACGCUGCCAAAUUUUGCCAAAAAAAAAAUGAACUCUUUGUUUUUUGUUUUCGUUUGUUUUUUUGGUUUUUGUUCUUUUUUUUUUUUUUGUAGUCAUGGAAGGAGCACAGUAAUCAACUGCUCUGUUCAAAACAGAUCCUGACCAAUAUGUUCUAUUCAGUCAUGCACUGGUAUUUAAAAAAAAUAAUUUAAAAAGUCAAAUUGUCUAGAUCUUUUUUUAAAACUGGACAAAAUGUGAUUUUUUUUUUCUUUUCUUGUGAUGGAGAAGAUAAAAGGGAUGGGGUAAAGAACCAGCCCUCCCUCCACCCCUGUCCCCAUCCCAGUGAAUUCUGGACAAAACUGGCAGUGGUGAGCUAAACAAACACGUGCAUUUCGUACAAAAAAAGUCAUCUGCCUGCCAAAAAUGAGUUACGAAAAACCUGAAAAUAAGCGGCCGAGAUCUCCAUCGUUGCAGCCUGCCUUCCUUCACAGGCUUGCAAGGAAAAAACACCUAGAAACAUAAAUUGGAGAAGACAAAAAAAAGCAGUAACCGGAUUCAAGUAUAUGAUGCUUUGUUGACCUUUUCUCUUUAUUAUUAAGACUUCUCGAAGGGUCUUGCAGUUCUAUGUUAGACCAUGGAUCAUUUGCAUACACAUUGUCUUUUGUGUCACUUUUAUAACUUUCUUACGGUUCAGAUACUCAUCUAUAUGUCUGUACAGAAAAAAGCUGCUAUUUUUUUUGUUCUUUAUCUUUGUGGAUUUAAUCUAUGAAAACCUUCAGGUCUGCCCUCCUUCCCUUCCCUUCCACUUCAACAAAUUUUCUUAUGCUUUGUACUAUAGUGUGUAACUUUUACUUCCUCCUUCCCAGUAACUGAUACCUUUCAUAUGAUUUGCCAUGAACUGUUUAAUGCCUUUUUAUAAAUACAUUUCCUCCUUUUUUUUUUAUUUUAAUUUUUUUUAGAUUUUUUUUUCCUUCCCAUUAGUUGUUUUACAACAUCUUGGCUGUGUGGGCUACAGGGCUUUGGAGGGGGACAAGGAGAAAGAAGGGACACCCCGCACGGGAACACUCUGGCAGUGCUGUGGUGUGGUGUUUUUAAGCCCCAGUUUUCCUUCCUUCCCACUCACCUCUGCCCAGACAGCACGUGAGUCUCUUACAGUGCAAGGCGUGAUACAAACUCAGGUCAGAAACAAAAGGUUAACUAUUUAGUACAUUCUUGUUCAGUGUUUCUAUUCAUUGUUGUACAAGGGUCCUGCCCCUCCUGCCCUCCCCGCUUGUUCUGGUCGUGGCACGCAUCCACCCGCCCAUCCCCACACAGACACACACACACACGUAUUCUUUUUAAAUUAUUAGUUGGGUACAACAGCAGACACCAGGCUUUUGGGUCACUGAUCCUUACAAAGAUCCUUUUAACCCUUCCACCCUGUGAACAAGUGCCAGGUGCAGUGGCGAUGCCAGGCAUCCCUCGGGUGGCCGCUGAUCCCCUGGCUCCAGCCAGCCCCAGCUCUUCACCUCCCUGCUGGGCAAGCCCUGGUGGAGGGAAGCCUUUCUGGGGGGCCCCUGGGCAGCACUUCCCACCCUGGUGGAGAAACCACCCCCAGCCAAAGGGAAGCCCCCGCGCCGUUCCCUGGGGCCGGGGGAGCUCAGGGCCGGCGGCUUGGCUGGCGAACAGCGAAGUGUUGGCAGCUAUGAAAACCUGUACAAGUCCAAGCUUGUGGCUUAAAUCACAGACCAAACCUCAGAACAAAAGAAGACGAGCGAGCUUGUUUGUUCAGUUGCAGAAGCCUUGGUGAGAGGAGGAGGAGGAGGGGCUGUCAGGAGUGGUACCAGUUGCUCAUCUUAUCUUAGUUCCAGUCUAGGCCUUUGUUUAGCACUGAUCCAACCAAACGAUGGCAGGAAGAGGUGGUUCUGGGAUGGAAAUGUUCAAAUCUUUGAGUAAGAACAAUGAGUUAAAAUAUACUGAUUGCUAGUUUUGACUGGAGAUUUUUAAAAGUUUGUAGUGCUUUUUGCUUGUGUAGUUUAGGUCCCAUUAUCUUCUCUUGCCUCUGUCCCAUAGUUAUUUUUCCCUUUUGAAAAUGAAAAAGACAAAAAAGUUAAUUAAGAAGGUAUUCUAUGUAGGAUUUUUUAUUUAUUUUUGUGAUAUCAGUUUAAAUCACUGUAGAGAUGCCCCAUAAUGAAUUUAAAUACUGAGAUAAGGGUUUUAGAGUAUGACAGGGGGACAGUUUUUGAUUUUUUUUUUUCAAACAUUUAUCUACCUCACUCUUAUUUUUUUAUAUGUGUGUAUAUAAAAAAAAUACAUCUCACAUUUCUCAGCAGCCAAUAAAUGCCGUUGAUACUGGUAACCUCUCACUCCAUAUACCACAUGCUCUAGGUUCUGGAGGGGAACAGUCACUGCCUGUCACAGAGAGUCACCUCAGAAUAUUUCCCUCAAUUCCAAGGGGUUUCUCCGAUUUUUAAAAAAUUGUUGUUGUGAGGAGAAAUCCAAGAGUUGUCUGACUUAGGGUUCUUUAAGCAAACACAGAGGAUUUUAAUGUGCUGUCACAGCAGCCCUUGGGUCAGCAGCGAAACGCUGCAUGUUUGAAAAAGUGGAAAUGCAUCUGACCUGAUAUGGGAACUUCACAUUGUGAGUAUUUCCUGAAACCUGUUACAGAAAUCAAACGUUCACAACGUUGGAAGAAAUACUAAAGGGAAUGGUCUUUCUGUUUGUCCUGCAGAAUGGACUGAGUCAUUCCUGCCAGUUCUUGCUCAGAUGUCACAAGCAUCAAAAAUAUAUCAGAACCCAAAAUAAAUUGGCUUAUAUGGGAUGGCAUUGCUUUCCUGACCAAAACCUGUCACAGGCUGCCUGAUGAUAAUACUACAUCAAAUUUCCAGCUUUUGUCUUCGCUGCUUCUGUUUGAUGAGAGCACUGAUUUUUUUUUUAAAUUACUUUUUUUUCCCAAACUAACAUUGAAUUGAUUUCUUUUAAUGUGCCAGUAAAAAGUCAGUUCCCUUUUCUUCCCCUGUUUAUAUGCAUUGUAACUGUGGAUUCUGAUGGACCAGCCAUCAAAUUUUAACUGCCCUCUGACAGCGUGUAACUGGUUUACAAGCACACAGGACUAACACGAGCUUGCCAUCAACUUGCUGUAUAAUGUUUCCUUUUUUCCAGCUCUGGCAGCUGUUGGUGCAGGUGUUGGUUGUGGUAUCUGAGUAAUGUGGUGCUUGGCUACUUGGAGUUGUACCCAGCCUCUUGGGUACACAGUGUGCUGUGGUUAAUUACUACAGUUUGUCUUUGGAGGGAGUGUUUCUCCCUAGUCCUGAGAAACCAGCAAAAUUGGAAGUUUUCGCUACAUUGGUUUGGUUUUCCAUGUUUGAUGAUGUUCUAGUGACCUUUGGGUGCAGUGGCUGUUCCUCUCCCUUGCACAUAUUGAUUACCACAACUGGAGAUCCUCAGAUCUUUCAGCUGGCUAGGAGGGUUUUGUUAAAACUGUCCAAGUUACUGGUUUGUAGAAUUGUAUGUAGGUGGUUUUACAAUGCAUUAGGAAGAAACACUAAUGACGUAGCAUCACGAGAAGCAUUUCAAAAAGCACUUCAGUAGAAGACAGCCACGAGGCCUCACGUCCGUGUGUGUGAUGGCAGUCAGCUCUCCUGGACCAAACCACCUUCAUGAUACCAUUGCGUUCUGUGUUUGCAAUUCAAGCUUAAUUCCUUUUUUGUUCUGUUUGUUUCCAUAGCUUUUUUUGUUGUGUUUUGUGCAUUUUGAAUAGCUUUAUUCACAUGGGUUUUUCAUGCAGACUUCCCUUGGACAGUAAAUCGAGUUGUUUGUGCAUGUGAACAACUGAGAAUUAAUGUUGGCUUGAUAGAGUCAUAAUAUGGUUUGUAAUGUUGUUCUUCCCUGAGACCACUGGCUUGUCUGGUAUGGAAAAUUUAUUUAGAACUUCAGCUAUGUUUGAAUAAAGUUAAAGUAAUCCA